This is a messenger RNA of Trematosphaeria pertusa, 2477 nucleotides long. RefSeq lists its product as uncharacterized. Lineage: Eukaryota; Fungi; Ascomycota; Dothideomycetes; Pleosporales; Trematosphaeriaceae. The record is from RefSeq and is a predicted model, not a curated record. The transcript has 2 exons. The coding region runs from base 120 to 2327 and encodes 735 amino acids.
AAUUUCAGUCAGCAAUCGCCUCUGCGCUUGAUGCAGCUCCGAUCGCCAUGUUCGCUCUCAUCGCAUGCGCCGCAUCCUUUGAAUUCUCUAGAUAUUAGGGAGGAGGAUCAAUUAGCCCGAUGAGGUUGCGCACCCUUCUCAGCGAUGUUCGCGUUACACAGAACCUGCAUUUCCUGCUCGGCAAUUACAAGUACGACCCGUUACCUUCGCCUGCCUGCAUUCGACUUCUGGAGAUUAUCCCUUCUGCGGACAAGAGGAUCGUGCAAUGCUUUCUAAAGCCAUUUGAGCUAGACACCGCGCCGUCUUUUCAAGCCUUGAGCUACACAUGGGGGAGUCCGGCGUUGCCCAUCUCGAGGGCGACGUCAGCGUCGUCGAGGACUCGUCGGCUUCAGGCCUCAUCCACGCUUCCGUCUUUCAGUAAUUCGGACGACAUUGGAUUGCAGCAUUUCCAGCAAGAACCCGAGUACAACGGAAGAACGCGGCGACACUCCAUCAUUUGCAAUGGCCGAGUCAUGCAGGUGACAGCCAACCUUAAGGAUGCACUCCAGAUGCUCGCAAACCCCGUGGCCCCGCGGAAGUCAGUCAUACCCCCACGGUAUUACUGGGUCGAUGCUCUCUGUGUAAACCAGGAGAAUAUUCUCGAAAGAAAUGACCAAGUUGCGAGAAUGGCUGAGAUUUUCAAGAGAGCCCGGAGCGUGGUAGUUUGGUUAGGUAAAGAGGAUGAAUACACAGCCGAUGCUCUCACCACAGUCGAAAGGAUCUCUGAAAUUGCUGAGGAAGAGUGGCCUUUGAUCCCGUACACCUCCUUCUACGAGCCGGCUCGAGCGCCGCACUACGAUCGUCUUAACCUAACCUACCACAAUUGGCUCGGAUUCAUCGCUCUCAUCAAUCGGCCGUGGUUCAAAAGGGCAUGGGUGGUGCAAGAGAUUGCGCUAUCCAAAUCCGCCUUUAUCGUUUGUGGAUCUCGAGCCGUUGAGUGGGAAAAGCUUUCUAAGACACUUUCCUUCAUAAAAAGCACCAAAUUUUACCAUCACCUUCACACAGAGAAGCUGAAGCAUAUCAAAGCACUCCGAAGGAACCCCGGCAUCUACAAGCGUCUCUUGCGUUCAAAGCUGCAUGUCGGCGUAGGACCACUAUACCUCGAUGCGACACGGUUGAAAAUCUCUACAAUCGACCAGUCCGGUACCCAGGAACGCAAUCAGAUGCCGCCGCUCCGGAUGCUGCUGGACACACAUCGCUUCUCCAAAUCAAGCGAUCCACGCGAUAAGAUAUAUGCCUUCCUCGGUCUCGCAGAUCGCCGAAUGGCGCCGUUUCGGAGUCAGCCAAAUGCCCUAACACCAAACUAUAACCUGAGCGUCCAAGAAGUGUACACUGACGCUGCACGCGUCCUCUUGACGUCUUACAGAAACCUGUCUCUGCUUUCGCACGUCGAAGACCCGUCUAGUAGGAGGGUUCCGAAUCUGCCGUCGUGGGUGCCUGAUUACAGUAUAGACCUUGACCCUUACCCGCUACGUUACCGUGGCCCGAGCUUCUGGAAGGCUUCUGGGAAUCUUGUUUGGGAGCCGAAUGUUUUUGGCCUUGGCAAUGGCGAGCUCGAUGUACAAGGCUACCGCCUGGACGUCAUUGAUCACACCUCGGUCCUGGUCGGCGAGUCAGAGGACCCUUCGGCAUCUUGGGCGAGCAUAGUCAAGCUUGCCCUGUCCCUAGAGCUGCCGUAUCCGAACCCAAGUAAUAGUAGAAAGAAUCCUGGCCGGGUUGAAGUUCUCUGGAGAACACUGACCACGGACAUCUACAAUAAGCAAUACCCGGCUCCAUUACAUACGGGCUCCCUAUUCAUCGACUAUAUCCUAAACCUUCAAAUCCGGUAUCGCCUUACACCUUGGUCUAGCACGGACGAGUUCCAACCACAUCACUCACCGCUGUCUGAAUCUAUCUACCCAGAAUGGCGCACACUCUUGCAGCUGGAACCUCCGGAAUCGCCAUAUUGCCUGGAGAACUACAGAGAACGCUUGACCACCAUGGUCGAAAGCAUGUUCAACGGAACAUACUCCGCAAUCGGCCUGGCUCAGCUACAGCACGAGUUUGACCAGAGUGGGGGAAAGAGACGGCGACUCUUCAAGACGCGAGGAGGGUAUCUUGGUACGGGGGCCCGAUCUCUCAGAGAGGGUGACGAGGUGUGGAUUCUUCACGGCGCUGGAGUUCCAUUCGUGCUCCGCCCACAAGAGAAUGGUAAUUAUCGACUCCUCGGAGAGGCCUUUGUGUACGGUGUCAUGCAUGGGGAGAUGCAGGGCCUUGCACUCCCUCGCCGCCACAUCACGAUCGAAUGAAUAAGUGCGGGAAUUUCUUUCAACAGCGAACACGGCGGUUUAGGUGAGUAAUCAUCCGUUAAGGGGAAAUCGUCAGCAUCGCCGCCUGCCUUAGGCCCUCAUACGUUGAAGGCUCUUGGCAAGGGCUUUCACAUAUGCCAUGGUAUGCAC